AUGACCCAGUUGCGACUUAUCUCAGCCAGUUCAGUUACUCUGGUUUCGAUCUUGAAAGAAUUAGAACUUCCGAUGAGCAGCACAGCGGGAGCCCGAACUACGAGAGCACAAAUCCAGAGAGGACAUGACCGUGGCCGUGGAAAUCAAACGGAGACUUUUGUGACUCCUAUUAACCAGCCUGCUGGCGGCGUUCAACAAACCUCUGGAGGUGUGGGACGGGGUCGAGGGCGCGGGCGAGGUCGAGGGCGCAUUUCACGGCUCUCUCCAAGUGGCACACAAUUGCGAACUGAUACACACCAAAGCGGGCAACAAUCUUCGACGUCAAACUCAUUUCGAAAUAUGAGAGGAGGCCGACGUCUUGGUACUUCAUGCAGUGUUACGGAAUAUGAGCGGGUUGCAGCUAGCACGCAAAUGCUCAAUUUCACGGUUCUUCGUUUUGUCCCUCGUGCCUAGCUCCUCCUGCUGCAGCACAACCCAAGGAUCGGGAUUCUAUGAGAGCCAAGAUGGCCGAGGCAGCGGAAUCUCGAAUUAAAGGAGAGGAAGGGACAUUCCAAGAAGAGAACAAGAAUUCGAAAGGAGAAUCAUGAUUUGUCAAGAUCGUGGACAUGGUUCACAGCCGGGCAGUGACCAUUGGUAUUAUUGGUGCUUAUCUUUUGUAGUUUGGUUUCAUUGCCUUGCAAAUAUCGCAGUGCUCCUUCGCAUUCUGUCAUAUGUCUGGGUUUCCUAAUGUCACUCCUUCUUGCGGGAUAUAUCUGAGCAUCGGCAGCCUUACAAACGUUUCUUGUGAGCGAAAUGAAUCUUCACCGAAAAUGAUGGGUACUGCAUAUAGUAUUAAAUGACCGUAGCUCAACCAAAAUAUAGUGGAACGCAACCAAUUUUCCCAUUUUCCCAAACCACCGUUAGUAAGGCCCCUCUGCCGAAUUGUGGAUGAAAGCCCAGAGCCAUUGGUAGAGGCGGUGCAUUGUUGCCGCUCCGUUCUACUGGACGCUGAUUCUGGGGACUUGCCUCCCAGUUCGAGGUCGUCGUGAUACGGGUAUGGCCCCGCUCUGGUGCGUCGACUUCCUGUCGGUAAGGGGACCGUGGGGGUUGAGGUUGUGGUUCACGU
Messenger RNA from Spizellomyces punctatus DAOM BR117, 1105 nucleotides. RefSeq lists its product as uncharacterized. The transcript is spliced from 3 exons. The record is from RefSeq and is a predicted model, not a curated record. Bases 1 to 453 code for a protein of 150 amino acids. Lineage: Eukaryota; Fungi; Chytridiomycota; Chytridiomycetes; Spizellomycetales; Spizellomycetaceae.